UUGUCAUUGUACAAACAAAAUAAUUAUGUUUUAUGGUGUGACAACGCUGUGGUUAAGGUCUGGCUGGGACAAGCUGGCACAAAAACCACUUGAUUAGGGAAUGAUCAUGGUUUGGGUUAAAAUAAUCAUUCUCGCGAGAUUUAUCGCAAAUCCGGGGUUACCAUCCAGACACGACCCAAGUUUUCUCAAAGUCCCCAGUCCGGUGAACCGCACGUGCGCUCUCUGUGCACACUUCAAGACAUCCACGCGCUCAAGAAACAUUAAAUUUACUGUCAAUUAUCUGCAGAUAAGGACCCACAAAACAAGACUUGUUCACUGUUCAGCAGCGGUGCUAUUUUGGACAGCGAUGGUGGAAAUAAGCUAUGUUAACAGCAACAAUAAGACUGAGGACCGGUAUUGUGAGUGUGGGGUGUAUGGCCGUAACUCUCCCCUGGCGAAAGCUUCAGGCAUUGUUGCACUUCCAAAGGGAGACCCCAAAGGCUGUGGUCAGGAUCCUGUCUACAACCGCAAUUCCAGCUCACCAGCCUGGAUAGCCCUGGUUAAAAGGGGCAACUGUACUUUCAGUGACAAAAUAAAUGCUGCCAAACGUCAAGGAGCAUCAGGUGUGGUCGUGUAUAAUGUGGAUGGCAGUGGCAACAGCACCACUUUCAUGGCACACUCGGAUGCAGCUGAUAUUGUGGCCAUCAUGAUUGGCAACGUUCAGGGCAUGGAGGUUGUCAACUUGGUGAAGAAUGGAACAGAUGUUCACAUGAUUAUUGAUCUAGGCAGCCCUCACGGACCCUGGAUGGACAGCUACUGGAUUUAUUUUCUCUCCAUUGCCUUCUUCAUUGUGACAGCGGCCUCGAUUGCUUACUUUGUGUUUAUCUCUGCAAACCGUCUUUACAACCUGCGCAUGCAAAGGCGCGAUGAGAGAAGGCUGAAAUCGGAGGCUAAGAAGGCGAUUGGGCGUCUACAAGUGCGCAAACUGAAGACAGGGGAUGAGGAAACUACCUCUGACUCCCAUUUGUGUGCUGUGUGCAUUGAUGCCUACAAGCCAGGUGAUGUGGUGACAGUGCUAACAUGUGAUCACAUCUUCCAUAAAGCCUGUAUCGAGCCCUGGUUGCUGGAGAAAAGGACCUGUCCCAUGUGUAAGUGCGACAUCCUGAAGGCCUUGGGAGUUGAGGAGGAGUCAAAAGAGAAUAUUCCUGAUGAAUCACCACCAGAGGUCACUGUGAUCACAGUAGCAGGAGGAGAACCCAUCUACGAUGUCCCGCUGUCUAACCCAGAGAGCCCUGACCCAGAGAGACAACAGCAUAUCUAUGAGAACAGGGCCUUUGAGUAAGACUCAUUGGCUGCGAGAGAGUGAACAACAGCAACGGGAACUAAACAACAUCAAACCAGGACACAGUCAAAUUUCCUGUUUGAAAUCAAUAUUUUCUGGGAUACAAUGAUUGAACCACCACAAUGGAAUCUAAUUAUGAUGUCCUAACAGGAGAAACAAUGUCCCUUUUGUAAUACAGACUUGUAAAUGUUAAUGGACUUUGUGUAUUUAGCUUAGAUGCCAUUACAUUUUAUUUGUGUCCAUCUUUGGUGCAUGUGUGCAAUUAUUGGGUGUGUUCAUAAAGUUACUCAUAAAAUAGAUUGUUAAGUGAGCAGUAAUGGACUGAUGCCAGUAUCAGUUUACUGUUUUGCAUACUGAACACAAACAACACUGGUUAUGGAGGAAGUGCUGCAGAGCAUAUCAGUUUGAAAUCGUUGCCAGUUUCCUCAAACAGAUAGUCACAGUCCCUCAAAAUUAACAAUUUCUUUUAAAAUUCAGAGCAGAAUUUAUUAUUAUUAUUACUCCCAUAAUUAGCAACAAUUUGACUUUUGGAUUUUAUUUCUGCUCUUUUAAUUGUCAGGUUCCUAGGCUGGGUUUACAAACACACCUUAUGAACACAGCCCUUACUGGAAAUACAGCAUGACACACAUUGCAUUGCGAUGAGUAAAUAGUAUCACCCGAGGGCCUGGGACUCUUAAGACACAUGAUCCAUGGAAUUUUUUUUUUUUUUUUUUUACCACAUAUGAAGUAAGAGUAGUUAGUUCCUUCAUGAUGGGUUUGUAGCUACUAUUGAGAAAUAGGAAGUCCCACAGUAGUAAAUAUCAAUGAAACUGUAGAUCAUAUGACUGCAAAAACUUGUAUUUGUUGGAUGGGGGAACAUUGUCUUUAUGUGUUCUGUUUUUUGAAAUGAUGUAUAUCUUAUAAUGAGAUGGAUUUAUCAAUCAUGGAGUUCUACUUGUUAAUAUAAAAGCUAUACAUAAAAUAUACAUAUUUCUUUCUUUCUCUAAACAGCUGAUUUUCAUGUGUAUGCACAAAUUUUUAUUCUUGAGCAGGUCUUCCAAGUUUUUUCUUUGAAUUAUUUGGAAUGGAGUUUAUUCAGUCCCUGUGGUCUACCUCUGAACUCUCCCAUAGGUAAAUUUUGGCACAUGUUUAACGAUUCUUGCAAUUUCUGUGAUAAAGUGUGUCCCUUGGUAAAUGAUAAAGCUAUAGAAUUGUUUCAUUUCUUUGUUUGCUGGUGGGGAUAUGCUGAUAAUGGUACUUAAUAUAUUUUUCUAUAUUGAAUCAUUUUCACUACUGUGUUACAGAUUCCAAGAGUCUUAAAUUGUUCUGUAAAAAUGAAUAUUACUUGCUGUAUUAAAUCACAUUGAUGCUUAUUAGAAUGCAAUAAAUCCCUCAAAAUGAGGCCAACUUUAUGAGCAUAUGUGCUUAUAAGAAUGGUGUUUCUGUCUGUGUGUUUGGCGGUCGUAGGAUUAUAUUUGAGAAUAUGUGAGCGUAUGCGAAUAGACAGGUGUGUUCCUGUACGUCAGGCAGGUCUAUGUAUGGUUAUAGCUAUGACUCUUGGAGAGGAGGGAAAGUGUAAUUACCUCUGCACAGGUGGGAGCAGA
This is a messenger RNA of Thunnus maccoyii (southern bluefin tuna), 2904 nucleotides long. Its product is annotated as E3 ubiquitin-protein ligase RNF128-like. The record is from RefSeq and is a predicted model, not a curated record. Lineage: Eukaryota; Metazoa; Chordata; Actinopteri; Scombriformes; Scombridae. Bases 101 to 1321 code for a protein of 406 amino acids. The transcript is spliced from 2 exons. Gene Ontology annotation, cellular component: cytoplasm; nucleoplasm.